Messenger RNA from Ostreococcus lucimarinus CCE9901, 1785 nucleotides. RefSeq lists its product as hypothetical. Bases 1 to 1785 code for a protein of 594 amino acids. The transcript has a single exon. The record is from RefSeq and is a predicted model, not a curated record. NCBI's taxonomy places the organism in Eukaryota, Viridiplantae, Chlorophyta, Mamiellophyceae, Mamiellales, Bathycoccaceae.
AUGGGCUUCAAAGAGCUCCUCAAAGACUCCGUCACGGAGGUCUUCACCUACCGCACCACGAAGCUCGUGAAGACGAACGAUAAGUUCUUAGUGACGCUGCACUUCAUAUUCAUGAGCCUGAUCGCGACGUUCGCGCUGGUGUCGAUCUUAUUGAGUCAUAACUACAUGCUUUUCGAGCUUCCGGCGCUGUACGUGACGACGACGUAUCAGAAAUUCGGACCGGAUCCGGUGACGAGCAACGUGGUGCUGGCGCGUGAAAUCGCGCAGAAUGCGACUGUGGAUUAUUGUAACACAGGGUACGUGAAUUGGCGUCGAGGGGGGAAGGUGUUUGACGACGCUUACAUGACGGCGCUCGAAUGUACGGCGCAGCACGCGCCGGCUGAGUACGUGUGGCCGUUCGAUGCGGGGAAUGGGAUGACCAUCGGCACGUUUGCAGAAGUACACUCCGUGACGAGAUCGUGUACAUCACCGGGCGCGUCGACGUACGGGGCGGCAGGGUGUACGGAGACUCAGACGUCGCCGCAAGCGUACAUGGUGGUCGGCGUAGACUUGCUGAGCAUGCAGUUAGAUAUUCGGUACCAAACAGCCACUGGAACUCUUAACGAGGCGGAAGUCGUUGACGUAAAUGGAGUAGAGUAUAUCACCUCGAUAACCAAGCCGACGGUCACGUUUCCGCAGUUGUUAGCCAUGGCGGGGAUCAACUCGCUCGACGAAACAAAUCCCUCAAUCGUCGGCGACCGAGGCUCCGUGACAGGGCUGCCCUAUCGCAUGUCGGGCCUGCGCCUGAACGUGAAGGUGUCGUUUACAAACACUUAUUUUAGUAAACCGUUGAAGACGACGGUCACGGCGACUUUGUCUGCGGAACAAGUGAAGACGAAUAACUUCAACGCGAAGACGACGGUGACGUAUUUGCCUCACCCAACAGAUGCCGGGAUACAUUCCAUAUCGCGGUACUUCCACACGUGGGCCACGUCAACCGUCACGUUUGUGUCGUCCGGGCAUAUCGGCAAGUUCGACUUGUUCGCCUUGGCUCUCGCCAUCACGAACGCUUUCGUGCUAAUUGGCAUGGCGACGACCAUCGUAGAUUUUGUUGGCGUCAUGUCUUCUGAAACGUUUUUAGACGACAAGUACGAAGACGACGGCGAACGUUUCGGUUUAGAAAUGAUGCUAGCGAACAUCGAGAACGAUGAUCACCCGGGAGUGCCGUUCGAUCCCAACGACUUGCGCUUGAAGGACGCUGCCGGCGACCCUGGCCUGAGCUACGAAAAGACACUCGAGCAGUUACUCGACGAGGUGCGGGAAAUCCAAGAACAGCUCAGUCUGCUGCCGGAAGAUGAAAAUGAGCUUCGCGCUAUCACUACUGGCCAUGCUGAGGAAGAAGAGUAUAGAAAGCUGCGCUUGAUUUACGUCCCUGACCCGCUCUCAACUGAGGCAAACGACAAGUCCUACGUUCCUCCAGAGAUUUUAUUGCACGACGGUCAGCAAACGAUCGGUCGUGGCAUGGGGGGUAUUGAAAACAAGGGCGUGAGUAGACAGCAGUUCUCAAUCGCGGUCAUCAAGGAAAGGAUCCGCAUGAAGUCUCUGCACGAAGGACCUGGGGUGUGGCGCCAGAGCUCAGGUCGUUGGGAGAUGCUCCCAGUCGGCAAGGCCGCUGUCUUGAGUGUUGGCGAUCGUUUGUGCUUUAGAAUGCGAGAGGGUAAAUUGGGGGGGCACGAAGGCGUGUUCACGCUCGAUUUCCAAGACACGCGCAUGGAGUGCACGGUGUUUGGAAUCCCGUUGCGUUGA